ACCACAAUUACUAGUAUCUAGACUUACUGAGCAACAAGCACCUUUUGCCAGACCGCCAGCCAGAACACUUAAUCAAGAACAAGUUCAAAGUUUAGCCAACGAUAUAAAAAACAAUCAACGCAACAAUAGACAAUUCCAAGAAAUAGGAACCAGAUUACCACAGCAACCUCAAUUAACUAGACUAAAAAGACCAGGCAAAUUUAAACGAGUACCAACACCACAACAAUCACAAGCAGAACAAACAGAUUCUGACAAUUGGUUCACUAACGCUUCAUAUAACCGAACUUUUAUUUAA
Molecule: messenger RNA, 295 nt
Organism: Dentiscutata erythropus
Lineage: Eukaryota; Fungi; Glomeromycota; Glomeromycetes; Diversisporales; Gigasporaceae
Source: the annotation of a GenBank genome assembly